GGACCAGAGGGGGGAGCCUGUGAUUCAAAUUUAAAGCGAAUAUAGUAAACCAGUCUUGCAUUAAGGAGAAAAGCUUUCAUUGCGGCAUUCUGUGUGAGAGCAAGGACAUGGGUGAGUCACCGUGCCUUGUGAGAUCAUUCUCUCACCCUUCUGAUAGUUCCAGUGAAGCCAAAAAAGAGGGUGACCCCAUUCGUGCUCUAGGAGAAUCAAUCUCUUUUGGGAGGUUUAUGUCAGAAUCCUUGGCCUGGGAGAAAUGGUCAACCUUCUCUCACAAUCGUUACUUGGAAGAAGUUGUGAAAUUUUCUAAGCCAGGUUCUGUUGCUCAGAAGAAAGCCUAUUUUGAAGCUCAUUACAAGAAAAAAGCUGCAGAGAGAGCAGCAGAAUUGAUUGAGGAAUCAAAUGCAGCAGCUCCUAAUGUUUUUGAGCCAGAGACUAGGGACAAACAUCAUGAUGACUCUUUCAUGGAUUCAGAGUUGGUGAAAGCAGAAGGCCAACAGUCCAUUGAUGAACCACAUGAGGAUGAUGCCCCUAAUACUGCAGUCGAUUAUUCUGCUGGCGUGAAUGGGUGUAAUCCUAAUAUUGGAGAACUGGAAACUACGAAGGUGGAAGCAGACGAAGAUGUUUAUAUGGUGGAUGAUCCUACUCUGCUUGAAAAUUCAAAACAAAUUGAAAAAGUUGAAGACCACCAAAAGAUUUUGGUCGCCCAAGAGGAGAAGAAACUCAAUAAGCAAUCUGCCAGUAAGGAGAUUCUGGCUUCACCAAGCAAGAAAAGACAAGUGGAUUCUUCUUUGAAGUUAUCAACUCAAAGAAGAGCACCCAAGCUCCCAUUCUCUCCUGCCAAACGAAUGACUGCUAAGCGACUCCACAACGGAAAUAGUGGUGCUGCAGAGAGUAAGAGGACAGCAGGAGACCUAGCUGACAAAAAGAGAUUGACUGUAAAAUCAGUUCACAUGUCAAUCAAUUUUGCUUCUUCUACUGGCAAAACCCGUAAAACACCACCUCGAAUUAUUCAAGAGGUUGGAAGCACAAGAAUUGAUACAACUUUAUUCAACACAUCCCAAGACAGUUUAACUCCCUUACGAACUUCGACUUGGCAGGCAUCUGGUAAUAAGUUAAUAAAGCAACCCUCAGUAAAGCCCCAGUCAGAAGAUCGAAGGACUAGAACACUACUUAACAAGUCAGUUUCAGGAGGAAUAGCAGGGGAGGGGAAAGGGCACUCUCUCUCUAUGGACUACUCAAAAUCCUCAACUAUAAGUGGAAUCAAGGCACGAUCUCCUACUGUAUCCUCUCCAUUUACUUUCAGGAGUGAAGAAAGAGCAGCAAAACGUAAAGAGUUCUUUCAGAAGCUGGAAGAGAAACUAAAUGCCAAGGAGGCAGAAAAAGUGCAGCUGCAAUCAAAACCUAAGGAGAAAGCACGAUUUGAAAUUGAAAAAUUGCAACAGAGCAGUGACUUUAAAGCCAAACGGAAUGAAGAUUCAAAUCAUGGAUCACAAUUGCAUAGUAGCCCCCUGAAGAAGAAUCCAGUGACACCACCUCAACCACCAAAACUUGAAAGAAAGCCAACUCUCAGCACAGUCAGGGACUCAAGCUCUCGGCCUCCUCGGAGGCCAUCAGGCAGAAACGAUAGCUCUAACUCUAAGCAUGUGACGGAAAAAGUUAAUCAAACCGCAAUUCGUUCAAUCACUUCACUUCCUAAGAACAAUGCGCAUGAGAAUGCUUCUCCAAAUAUUCAGCAUUAAGUGCCUACAGAAGAGAGCAAGAUGUUUCAUAUAAGCAUGUGUGAACUUCUGUGUUAGAGUUCCGAUUGUCCAGCUGGUGACAGCCUUCUUGUAAUUAAUUACACAUUAUGAAGAGAGUAUUAAUCUUGUGAUGGCAAUGGGAUUUUUGUGUUGAGAGCUUCUUUUAACAUCAAAGCGGAGUAAAAUUUUGUAGCAGUUUAUUUCUUUCUUUUUUUUUUUCCAGUGCAGCAGUGCUUGUUUCCUUUUGUAGACGUGUAGGAGAUGAGUUUUGGAGGUAGAUUAGUUCA
Molecule: messenger RNA, 2026 nt
Organism: Corylus avellana
Lineage: Eukaryota; Viridiplantae; Streptophyta; Magnoliopsida; Fagales; Betulaceae
Product: TPX2 (targeting protein for Xklp2) protein family
Source: RefSeq, a predicted model, not a curated record